AUGAGAUGGCUUUCGGUGUUCCUGCAUGUAGUCGGCAUCGGCAUGAUUCCGGCUGAGAGAGUGCUUGUCUGGGAAGACAACUUCGAUGGCAAUAGCCUGGACGAGGCUGUAUGGGCUCUCAACACUGGGAAUGGCUGCGAUCAGGGGGACGGGCUUUGUGGAUGGGGAAACAAUGAGCAGCAGACUUAUACGGAGGAUAACCACCAGGUUCAGGACGGGCUGCUCUGGAUAACGCGCUCACUGCACUAGUGCCGUUUACUCCAACCCGUGGUCACAGAGAAGAGCCCCUCUCUACCUUCCCCUCCUGCGGUACUUUGCCUUCGAUUUUUAAUGCGAGAAGAGUUCAGCGCUCUCUUCCCUCUGUGUACACACGAACUAGCGCUAUCCACUAGGCCAGGAGCGGAAGCGAGAGAAAAACUCACUUUGCAAGAAAAGCUCGCUUACGCCGGGAUUCGAACCCCUGACCUGACCUCUAGAAGAUGUCGAGGUUACCAACUAGACCACCGGGGCGACCGG
Messenger RNA from Ectocarpus siliculosus, 516 nucleotides. The record is from the annotation of a GenBank genome assembly. Lineage: Eukaryota; Phaeophyceae; Ectocarpales; Ectocarpaceae.